AGCUCCCAGCUAUCUGAAUAAUUUUCUCCUUGGAGAACAGCACACUGGUAGACUGCUCUAACCAGACCUGCAGAGAACUGCCACAUUAACUGAACAUUUGGUAACUGUUGUGACCUGUGUGGUGAGCAUUCAAGGGCUGAAGAAAAUGCCACUGGCUAGAUCACUGUCUAUGACUUCUCUUAACGGACUUCCUCAGUGGGAGGAUGAAGAUCUACCAGUGGAGGAUUUGUUGCUUUUUGAAGUCUCUUGGGAAGUUACUAACAAAGUGGGAGGCAUUUACACUGUGAUCCAGACAAAAGCCAAAACUACAGCAGAUGAAUGGGGUGAAAACUAUUUUCUGGUUGGUCCCUAUUUUGAGCACAAUGUGAAGACUCAGGUGGAAGCAUGUGAGCCUCCAAACCCUGCAGUUACAAAGGCAGUGGACACCAUGAAAAGCCAGGGGUGUCAGGUCUUUUUUGGAAGAUGGCUGAUAGAAGGCAGCCCAUAUGUCUUACUGUUUGAUUUAGGAUCAGCAGCUUGGAAUCUGGACAGGUGGAAAAGUGAAUUUUGGGAUGUCAGCAACAUAGGGAUCCCUUUUCAUGACCAAGAAGCCAACGAUGCUGUGAUUUUUGGAUCGUUAACAGCCUGGUUUUUAAAAGAGCUUUCCUGUCAGUUUGAUGACAAGCCCAAUGUAAUUGCCCACUUCCAUGAGUGGCAGGCAGGAGUGGGUUUAAUACUGUCUUGUUCUCAGAAACUUCCUGUUGCCACAAUUUUUACUACCCAUGCAACUCUGCUAGGGAGAUACCUGUGUGCAGCCAAUAUAGAUUUUUACAACAAUCUUGACCAGUUCCUAGAUUCACAUUUAAAUCACUCUGAUACUGGAAGAAGGAAGGGAGGGAAAACAAAAAGAACAAAACAGAAGGUGACUUGCAUGUUUGACAUUGACAAGGAAGCAGGAGAGAGACAGAUUUACCAUCGAUACUGUAUGGAACGGGCAUCUGUACAUUGUGCCCAUGUGUUCACUACAGUUUCACAGAUAACAGCUAUAGAAGCAGAACAUAUGCUUAAAAGAAAUCCUGAUGUUGUCACCCCAAAUGGCUUGAACAUUAAGAAAUUUUCAGCAAUGCAUGAGUUUCAGAAUUUGCAUUCCAUGUACAAGGCUAGGAUCCAAGAGUUCAUUCGAGGUCAUUUCUAUGGCCACCUUGACUUCAGUUUUGAGAAGACCUUAUUUUUCUUCAUUGCUGGGAGAUAUGAAUUUUCCAACAAAGGAGCUGAUAUGUUUCUAGAAGCCUUAUCAAGAUUAAACUUUUUGCUGAGGGUUCAUAAGGCUGAUGUUACAGUUGUUGUGUUCUUCAUCAUGCCAGCAAAGACAAACAAUUUCAAUGUGGAAACCCUGAAAGGACAAGCAGUCCGGAAGCAGCUCUGGGACACUGCACAGUCUGUGAAAGAAAAGUUUGGAAAGAAACUCUACAAUGCACUGCUAAAAGGAGAAAUUCCAGACUUGAACAAGAUUUUUGACCGAGAUGAUAUAACUGUUAUGAAAAGAGCCAUCUUUUCAACUCAGCGACACUGCCUGCCUCCAGUGACCACCCACAACAUGAUUGAUGAUAGCAAUGAUCCAAUCCUCAAUACCAUCCGACGCAUUGGCCUUUUCAAUAACCGGACAGACAGAGUAAAGGUGAUCUUACAUCCAGAAUUUCUUUCUUCGACAAGCCCGUUGUUGCCCUUGGACUAUGAGGAGUUUGUUAGAGGCUGCCAUCUUGGUGUAUUUCCAUCAUACUAUGAACCCUGGGGUUACACUCCAGCUGAAUGUACUGUGAUGGGCAUUCCCAGUGUAACCACAAACCUUUCUGGAUUCGGCUGUUUCAUGCAGGAACAUGUUGCUGACCCAGCGGCUUAUGGCAUCUACAUAGUUGACAGGAGGUUCCGCUCACCUGAUGAAUCAUGCAACCAGCUGACUCAGUUCCUAUAUGGAUUUUGUCAGCAGUCCCGGCGCCAGAGGAUCAUCCAGAGAAAUCGAACUGAAAGGCUCUCAGAUCUGUUGGAUUGGAGAUACCUAGGCAGGUAUUACAUGCAUGCCAGACACUUGGCCCUCAGCAGAACAUUCCCAGAUAAAUUUGAGAUGGAACCAAGUGCUCCACCAAAGACGGAAGGUUUCAGGUACCCAAGGCCUUCAUCAGUGCCACCAUCACCUUCUGUCUCUCAGCAUUCCAGCCCUCACAAUAGUGAAGGUGAAAAUGAAGAUGAGGAUGAAAGAUAUGAUGAGGAUGAGGAGGCUGAACGAGAUAGGCAAAACAUCAAGUCUCCCUUUUCCCUUGGAGUGUUGCCACAAGGAAUGAAGAAGCAGCAUGGUGAAUACAGGAACUGAAUUCAUUGCUCUCACCCUGGCAGGGUCUCUCCAUCCAUUCAACUGUUUCUCGUGUAGGCUUGGCAAGCUCUGUGUUAAGGACAGCGUGAUGUAAUUAGGGGAAUCUUAAAUGUUACUUGAGCUACACUGUUGGAAAGCCUAAUAUUAUUUCACCUUGAAAGUAGAUUAAAUGACAAUUCUUCUGUGCCCCCUUGAGGUAGAAAAGAGUUCUCAGGCUUAAUAAACCUAGAGAAUGCAACAAUCCCCUCAGGAGAUUAUACAAACUGCAGAUCAUACCUUUCUUUACAUAUUCAUCUAUAUAAAUCGUAGUCUAUGCUGAUAGCUCUGUUAUGGGUGUCCCAAAUGAAUUUCUGAAUUUCUGCUUCAUUUAUGUUUCCCCUUUUCCCCUCCUAAACUGACAUGAACUUUAAAGCAGAGCUCAAAAAAUUCAGAGAAAAAAGUGUUAUACUGGUGAAAACUUGUCAGCAUCAAAAAAGAUAAACUGAAAAGAAAAUUAUCUUUUUUUUUUUUUUUCUUAUGCUGUUUAUUGUAAGCUUACAUCAUUUAAAACAUUGUUUUACAACACACAGAUGUGUCUUGAUCCAGUGGUAAAACAUACUUCCUGUGGAACAACGUAAAGUCUUAUGCAGUGGGUAUUUGAAUUUUAGAGACAAGUGAAGUAAUCUUUCUGAAGUUAUUUAGACCCACAAUAAACAGCAGACCAUUUGUUUUC
Athene cunicularia (burrowing owl) is the source of this 3059-nucleotide messenger RNA. RefSeq names its product glycogen synthase 2 (gene GYS2). Gene Ontology annotation, molecular function: alpha-1,4-glucan glucosyltransferase (UDP-glucose donor) activity. Gene Ontology annotation, cellular component: cytoplasm. NCBI's taxonomy places the organism in Eukaryota, Metazoa, Chordata, Aves, Strigiformes, Strigidae. The transcript is spliced from 17 exons. Bases 146 to 2347 code for a protein of 733 amino acids. Gene Ontology annotation, biological process: glycogen biosynthetic process. The record is from RefSeq and is a predicted model, not a curated record.